AUGGCAAGCGAUACCGACUCAUCCUACGAAACAGAUUCUCUCUACACUGAUCUGUCUGCCUCGGUGACCUCGUCCAUCAGAGAGGGCAGAUUCGAAAACGGCCGCCGGUACCAUGCCCACCGAGAAGGCACUUACCUCCUCCCGGACGAUGAAAAAGAACAGGACAGACUUGAUCUGAUGGGCCACUGCUUCAGCCUCGCUCUCAAGGGCGAGCUAUAUAAAGCGCCCGUGAAAGAUCCCAAACUCUGUCUCGAUAUUGGAACUGGGACAGGACUCUGGGCCCUCGAUUUCGCGGACACCCACCCGGACUGUCAAGUGAUUGGCACCGACUUAAGCCCCAUCCAGCCGUCGUGGUCUGCGCCGAACUGCAAGUUCAUUAUCGACGACGCCAAUGCCGACUGGAUUUAUGCCGAGAAAGGUCAAUUCGACUUCAUACAUGCCCGUUACGUCUACGCUGGCAUCGAUGAUUGGGAUAAGCUGUGGCGACAGAUCUACGAGCACCUUAAAACAGGUGGUUGGGUUGAGCACCAGGAGCCAUCGGCCUGGUUUGAGACAGAAGAUCCGGGGUUCGAAAAUUCGCAGUCGCACUUCUGGCAGGUCCAGACGGACGAAGCAUCCGCGAAAAUGGGAAGAAGAUUCAAUGUUGCGCAUGAGCAGAAGGAUCGUAUGAUCAAGGCUGGCUUCAUAAAUGUCCACCAGCACGUUGUGAAUGUUCCGCUCGGGACUUGGGACCCGGACAAGAUUCAGCUCGGAAAAUGCGCUCUGCUCAACAUGGUUGAGGCGGUUCGGCCAAGCUGCCUGGCAAUUUUUACUCGCGUCCUGGGCUGGGACCUUGUCCGUAGCGAAGCACUGAGUGCAGCCGUCAUCAAAGAGCAACUCUCCCAGAAGUAUAAAACCUACUUCAAGAUAUACUGUACCUAUGGGCAGAAGCCGGAGGCGGCAUGA
This is a messenger RNA of Lasiodiplodia theobromae, 945 nucleotides long. RefSeq names its product Tam domain methyltransferase protein. Lineage: Eukaryota; Fungi; Ascomycota; Dothideomycetes; Botryosphaeriales; Botryosphaeriaceae. The record is from RefSeq and is a predicted model, not a curated record. The transcript is spliced from 3 exons. Gene Ontology annotation, molecular function: methyltransferase activity. Bases 1 to 945 code for a protein of 314 amino acids.